GACCCCGCGCUGGCUGCACCUCGAGCGUCUCGGUUGUCAUGGAUGAUGAAGACGGCAGGUGCCUUCUAGAUGUAAUUUGUGACCCAGAAGCUCUCAAUGACUUUCUUCAUGGAUCUGAGACCCAUUUGGACACUGACGACCUUUUGGAUGGUACGAGUGAUCCCUCCAGCUCAUUCUUCUCCGCCGCUGGGGGACAUGUUCCUGAGGUCCAGCCAACAGUCCAGCUGUCGGCCAAUGAGCCAAGAGUCAGCGUUGACCUGGACUUCCUUGAGGAUGAUGACAUCCUGGGAGGGUCACCCGAUGGAGAAGGUGGGAGCAAUGGAUUGGGGACGAAUCACGAGCCUUGUGACAUCCUGCAACAGAGUUUGGCCGAGGCCAACAUCACAGAACAAAGCUUGCAGGAGGCAGAAGCAGAGCUCGACCUGGGCUCCUUUGGAAUCCCAGGCCUUACACAGGUGGUUCAAACACUGCCGGAUGCCAGCCUCUCUGCGACAGGUGGGGCUACCGUUGGUGUUGGAAUAGGGGUUGGCGGGGCUGCAACAAUUUUCCCUGGCUCGGCACCAACUACCACGGCUACUCCACCUAAUGCCACGGCUGAAAUGCUAGGGUCAGUUCUUGCGCAGCAACUCCAACCUCAAGUUAUGAACAAGGCUAUCAGCGUACAACCAUUCAUGCAGCCUGUGGGUCUGGGAAAUGUGACUCUUCAACCCAUUUCCAGUCUUCAAACACUACCCAACGGAAGUCAACCUGGGCAUUUAGGUAUUGGACAGAUUCAAGUCGUAGGUCAACCCACAGUCAUGACCAUAAAUCAGUCGGGUCAGCCCAUCUUGGCGAAAGCCAUGGGUGGUUAUCAGCUACAUCAACCUGGGACAGAGGUGUCUGGUGCUGGGUCACAGACCCAGCUUGCAGGCCCAGGAGGUCUCUUGAUCCAAGGCAACAAAGCUACCCUGGGAUCUCAAGCUCUAAAUGGACCGGCCGUUUGCGUCAGCACCACCAACAGCAGCAGUGGAGGAACAAUGACUGCUCCUGGUGGGCUGGUGGGAUUCGGAACCGCCUCUCUAGGUGCGGGAAUCGGGCCGCAGACGCAACCUCAAGGGCAGAUCAUGCAGAACGUUAUCAUUCAGCGCACACCGACCCCAAUUCAGCCCAAGCCGCCCCAGGGCGGAGCCAUACAGCCAAAACUCUUCAAGCAACAGCAGCCCCAGCCAGCAACCCAACCUCUCCAGAACGACGCGCAGAAGGCUCUUGGACUGCAGCAACUCCCUGUGUCUGCUGCUCAGAAUGUCACCUUUCUCACUGGAAAACCAGGCUCCAACGUGGUCCUGAGUACCCAAGCAACAACACAAGCCCCUCAAUUUCAACAAACCCUUUUUAAACAGCAGGCAGCGCAGCCAUCUGGGAAGCCCCUGAGUGUGCACCUGUUAAACCAAUCAGGUAGCAUCGUUAUCCCCUCUCAGACGGUUCUACAAGGUCAGAACCACCAGUUCCUCCUGCCACAGUUACAGGCUGGUGGGCAGAUCCUGACGCAACACCCCGGGGGCCACAUCAUAACCAGCCAGGGUCCUGGCGGACAGCUGAUUGCUAACCAGAUUUUAAGUGCAAACCAAAAUAUCAACUUGAGUCAAGUGUUGACGUCACAGGGUCAUCCCGGUGCAGCCCACAUCCUGUCUGCGCCCAUCCAGCUUCAGCCGGGUCAGAUGGGCACGCCUACCCUCUUUCAGAUGCCUGUCUCGCUGUCGCAGAGUCAAGGCCAGACACCCACUCACACCGUCACACCCGCACAGACUGUUAUACAGGGCAUGCCAAUCCAGAACUCAUUGACCAUGCUGAGUCAGGUGGAGGGUUUGAGCCCUGCUGUCAGUCUGCAGCCGGCCCUGCAACCCCAGCCAAGUGGAGUACCGAGCAGCAGCAGCGUCGGGGCAGCAACGAUGGCCCAGGGCCAGCCUGGAGAGACUGUUGCUGUUUUAGGAAGCACGACUGAGCAGGCAGCUCACCCCGCUCAGCAGCACAUAUCACAGUCAUCUGUCCUCGCCAUGCCGCCCAUCUCCUCUGUCUCCACGGCGACCACAGUGUCCUCUUCUUCUCCGUCCGUGUCUAUAUCGACGUCAUCCUCUGUGACAGCAGUGGGGCUGGUCCCCUCUCAAGCUCAGAACAGUCCUGGAAGGUUGCUUUUCACCAACCAGGGCUCAAGCAUGAUCCUGAGUCAAGAGUCCCUGCAGAUGUUCCUCCAGCAGGAGCAGCACCAACACUCAGAGACUGAGUCCACGCCCCCUGUGGGUGUUCCAGCGUCUGUUAUCGUCAGCAGCAACAACAUCAAUACUCCUGCCCCUGCUGUCAAUGACAGCCAAUUAAGUGACUCUUGGGGGAGUCAGCAGCACAGCCCUCCCCCUGGGGUCUCCCACAUGACAGCAGUGGUAAAGCAGGUUCCCUCCAGCGGACACCAGCAGUCCAUAAACAUCCAGCAGCGCAUGUCCCCCUCGCCAGCCUUAACCAGUCACUCUACUCCGGUGGCUGACAGCCCGCAGCCGUCUCAGUCCCCACUCACUCUGAGCCAGCAGAUCCAGUCCCCACAUCAGCAGCAGCAGCGCCCACCGUCAGAGCCGAAGCCUCAGUCCCAGUCGUCCUCCCGCUCCUGUACGCCCUCUUCUCACCCACCUCUCUUCAUCGUCCAUAAUCAAAUAUCAGAGGCGCCCCAAGUGGGUGCUCAAGUCCAGCAAACACAGACUCACAUUCAAGUUCAGAUCCAGCCCCAGCAAACCCUCUUUCAGCCGGAACAGCCCCCUGUUUCGCAGUCCCCCAAACCUCCCCCCGCCCAGCCAGCACCGCAACAGUUCACGGCAGUUCCUGUCAGCUCCUCGUCCACUCCUGCGGUCAAAACGCCGGGAGCUCUCCCGGGCCUGACUCCCGAGCAGCAGCACCAUCUGCAAAUUGUCGGAUCCCAAAUUCAGACGCUGUCAGGCAUCGCUCAGCCAACGCCACAGCAGAAGCAGCUGCUGGACAAACUGCACCAGAUGCAGCAGAACAUUCUCCUGCAGGUCAAGCAGUCGGCGCAGCAGCUGCCUCAGUUCACCUCUCAACAGGACGCGACUCCAGACAAAGUGGUGAUCACGUCGACAUCCAGCACCGCAACCCCCGUUCAGAUUGCCCCGGCGCUGCAACCCACUUCUGUGUUAGUUAAAACUCCUGCUACAGCCUCAAGUGACUUACAGGUAUUCUCAGGAGCCCCAGGACCAGCUGGUGCCAUGGUGAACCAGACUGUCACUCCUGCCAGCCUUACCCAGCCUGCACAGGUUCAGCCAAAACCAGGAGUGAUCAGCUCGGUCGGAGGGAUGACUCUUGGGAAAGGGGGAGUACAGAUUCAGGUCUUGGGGUCCGGACUCACUCAGAUGCCUGCUCCCCCUCCCCCCACCCUGGUCCAAACUCAGACAACUAUGAAGAUGCCUUUUGGUACAGAGCCCAGUAAAGAAGCCAGGUUGCUGGAACAGCUAAGGAAACAACAAGGCUCAGUUCUCCACCCCAACUACAGCGCCCCCUUCAUCUCUUUUGAGGACACACUGCAAAGACUUCUGCCUUACCACCUCUACCAGGGAACCGCCAACUCUCCUCAAGACUACCACAAAGUGGACGAUGAGUUUGAGAAGGUCUCGUCUCAGCUGCUGAAGAGGACUCAGGCCAUGCUGGACAAAUAUCGCUACCUGCUCUUCUCCGAGUCUAAACAGCGACUCGGACCGUCCGCAGAGAUGGUGAUGAUCGACCGGAUGUUCAUCCAGGAGGAGAAGGUGGCACUGAACCAGGACCGGGUCAUGGCCAAGGAGAGACCAGAGGAGUUUGUGGCGAGUGUGCGGAUGAUGGAGAGCACUGCUCUGUCGCAGCAGAAGUCGCCUGCAGCUGUGUCACCGGUGCCACCCGCAGCCUCCUUGGUUUCCGCUCCAAAAGCAGAACCUGCGGAUCCCCCUACUGCUCUGACCCCUCCCAGGCCCAGCCUCACACCGAACCCCCCACCAGCUCCUGCUCCUGCUCCUGUUCCUGCUCCUGCUCCUGUUCCUGUUCCGGCCCCUGUUCCGGCCCCUGCUCCGGCCCCUGCUCCGGCUCCUGCUCCAGCCCCUGCUCCCGCCACUGCCCCGCCUCCACCUCCUCCUGCUCCUUCCACACCCUCAUUCCCAACCAAGCUGGUCAUAAAGCAGGGGGGAGGCGGAGCUUCAGUGUCUUGGUCCAGCAGCGGGCCCCCUCCUCCUUCAGCGCCCAGCAGGUUAGCAGCAGAACCUGUGACCGCCAGCGCCCCCUUGAGUCGAGCUCCAGCGCCGGCCCCCUCUUUCUCCUCCUCAAACUCACACGUGAGCGACGAUGACGAUGACGCUCUUCCUCAGAGAACCAGCAAACCGCCAAUCAAGACCUACGAGGCACGGCGCCGGAUCGGCCUGAAGCUGAAGAUCAAACAGGACCAGACCGGCUUCAGCAAGGUGGUCCACAACACAGCCCUGGACCCGGUCCACACGCCUCAAACCCCACAGAACAGUCAGCCUGCAUCACAGGCUCGUCUUCAGCCGGACGCUUCGGGGGCACCACCCAAGUCCGGGCCGACGCCCGGCGCUGCCUCCGUCAUCAGAACUCAGUCCACCCCCUGCACAACACAGUCGGCCGUCUCCUUAGCAACCUCACAGUCCAGUCUGCCUCACAGAGGUCCCCCAUCUUCCUCUACCUCGUCCUCACACACCUCUCAAAUGAAUGGAACGUUGGACCACCGUGACUCAGGGGGGGUCAAACACAACCCUGCGUCCACUGUCACGCCCUCACACACCACCUGCCGCCUUCCCCUGAGGAAAACCUACCGGGAAAACAUCAGCCCCCGAGUCCGACCAGGUGUCCCAGGGGGAGGGGACGAGUCCGUGUCUUACCCUCAACCCACGCCGUCUCCCCCCUCCUCACCCCCGGAGCGGACUGUGGUGGCCAAUGUGAAGGUAGAGAAGAGGGGGAGAGAGGUGUCAGGUCAGGACGCGGGGCGACUCGGCGGCUCGGUGGACGAGGUCUUCAAUCACGGAGUCAAAUCCACACACCAUCUCUCACACAUGGUGAGCCGGGACGGGACGAAGGGGAGAGGGGGGGAGGACGAUGACCUGGACCCGGAGGUGGUCAAGUACAAGCGGGUGAGCAGCAAACACAGACAGAGGACUGCUGGGACUUUUCGCAUGGACCAGCACGCGCCAGGACCCCCGUCCCCGGAGUCCUCUUUCACCCGAGACUCUUUGCUCCCCGCUAAACGCUGUAAGUCGGACUCCCCCGACAUGGACAACGCCAGCUUCUCUAGCGGCAGCCCCCCAGAUGACUCCCUGAACGAGCACUUGCAGUGCGCCAUCGAUAGCAUCCUCAACCUGCAGCAGGAGCCCACCACCCGCGGCCACAGCGUCCGGGGGGGCAACAGCCGGCAACACCAAAGCCAACGGCCGGGAGGCUCCUCCAUCACCCCUGCCUCCUCCGGGUCCGCCUCGUCCUCCCUCGUCCAGCACCCUCAGGUCAGCGGUCGAGGACACAACGGCAGUUUGGUGCCGCAGACUCGGAGCAGAUAACAGCCCCUGAGCCCCCGACUGGACUGACUCCAGGGGCUGUUUUGGAGGUGGGGGCUCUGGAAAACAUGACUGUGAUGUGUUGGCCUUGAAUUGUCCGCCUGGCUGUUCGUCCAUCUUCUUUUCUUUAGUCGGUCUUUAGUGGCGACAGAGUCAUGAUCCACAGGUGAAGCGGCUGCGAGGGCCCGAUAGCACAACGUCAGCAGAAGGGAAUCAAACCAUCCUGUCACCAGUUCCAUCAGUUUUACGUCUCCCUCGUGACUUCGAUUUGGCUGAAGACUGUUUUGUAAAGACGACUUGUGUUAUGCAGACGUGACCUCUCCACAUACAUGCAUUUCAGUCAACAGGGGGCGCUGCAGAGCGACUUCUUCUGGUGGGCAAUUCAAACAGCACAAGCGAUGAACUGCGGAAACAGGAUCAAUAAUAAUGUACAAAAGACCGUGAGAGAAUUUGAAGUAUAGUAUUACAGAUUAAUUUUGUAUUGUAUUUAUUGUGUAUAAUGAUACUUUUUAAGGAAAAAAAAGAAAUGUACAUUUAGUAAAACUGUAAAUUAAACCUCGCUUCUUUUAUGAGCUGCUGAAGUCACCUCUGAU
Messenger RNA from Synchiropus splendidus (mandarinfish), 6154 nucleotides. RefSeq names its product BRD4 interacting chromatin remodeling complex associated protein (gene bicra). The transcript has 15 exons. NCBI's taxonomy places the organism in Eukaryota, Metazoa, Chordata, Actinopteri, Syngnathiformes, Callionymidae. The coding region runs from base 39 to 5564 and encodes 1841 amino acids. The record is from RefSeq and is a predicted model, not a curated record. Gene Ontology annotation, cellular component: SWI/SNF complex. Gene Ontology annotation, biological process: positive regulation of DNA-templated transcription.